UGGCUGGUUGUGGCUUUUGUCGGGCACUGAGCUGCGUGCCCGGAGGCUUUUUUGGGGCCAGGAGCAUGAUGCUAAAAGGCACAUGUGUUAGUUAGUGACACCCUGCCUCCGCCAGCCUAAAAACACGAGAUGUGCAGCCGGAGAAAGUGCUCAAAGGAUGAAAAUAAAGUUAAACAAAUGCCUGGGUUUCCUGGCAUCUCUCUACUGAUAGCGGCUGCGUUAGGGCUCCGGGGUGAAGGGUGUGCUGGAGGAGGUGAUCACGUUUCGCUGGGUUAGUUUGCAUUGCCCGGGAGAUGGGUGGUUUCCCUUCUCAAGGCUUAGAGCAGCAACUCCCUUUCUGGGAAAUGAACUGCUGCUGGUUAAUGCCACUAGAAAACGGGGGUCCAGCUGCAAUCGCUCACAGCCACACAGGACCUGGAAAACCACUCACAUCAGCACGCUGACUAUUGAGCAAGAAGCAAAGGCGCUGCAAGCGCCUGUGCACAUCUGAAAAUCCCAGAAAAAGGCCUUUGAGGCUUUCCUUCAGCAAGAAAUCUAUUCAGGAGGAUAGCUUGUUUCACUUCCUUCCUCCCCCGAGGAGAAAGAUGAGCUGGGCAUUCCUGCGUGACCUGCUGAGUGGAGUGAAUAAAUAUUCAACAGGAAUCGGAAGAAUCUGGGUAGCAGUUGUGUUCAUAUUCCGCUUGCUGGUUUACGUUGCGGCUGCAGAAAACAUCUGGAAGUACGAACACGAUGAAUUUGAAUGCAACAUCAAGCAGCCCGGCUGUGAAAAUGUUUGCUUUGACCAUUUUUUCCCUGUCUCUCACAUCAGGCUCUGGGCUUUGCAGUUAAUCCUGGUCUCCACCCCCUCGCUCUUGGUUGUUUUCCAUGUUGCUUAUCGAGAGAACAGAGAAAAAAAGCACAACCAGACACUUUACAAAAGCCCAGGUGAGAUAGACGGUGGGUUGCUGUGCACUUACCUCAUCAGUCUUGUUUUAAAAACAGGAUUUGAAAUAGUUUUUCUCAUUCUGUUUUACAAAUUGUACAACGGAUUCAAAAUACCACAUCUCGUCAAAUGCGACGUGAGACCGUGUCCUAAUACUGUUGACUGCUAUAUCUCCAAGCCGACUGAGAAGAUGAUUUUCCUCUACUUUCUGGUGGCAACUUCAUGUCUGUGCAUUGUAUUAAAUUUAAGUGAACUGAGUUACCUCCUUUGCAAAUACUCCGUGAAGCGUUAUCUGAAGAGGUACACCAAGGAACAUCGAGGCUCAGCAAGCGGCUGCCACAAAUCGGGAACCAUCAGUCACAGGAGAGCAGCAGCUGCAAGACCAGCCCAUGACAGCCCCCUGUCCUUGCCUCUGAAUGAACAAGAUGGACAGGAAAAUAUCUCCCCACUGACUUGAAAGUUCGGACAACACCUUCCUGUUACACCUGCUGUAUCUCGUGAAUCGCUCUGUUCCCAUCAGUGCUUCACAGAAGCGAAAGGAGAGUUAUUUAGGAAGUAUUUUUCCUCUCUUAGUUCCCUCCCUCCGUUAUACAAGCAAAUAAAUCCACUUGCAUUAUG
Molecule: messenger RNA, 1540 nt
Organism: Anas platyrhynchos (mallard)
Lineage: Eukaryota; Metazoa; Chordata; Aves; Anseriformes; Anatidae
Gene: GJB7
Product: gap junction protein beta 7
Biological process (GO): cell-cell signaling
Cellular component (GO): connexin complex
Molecular function (GO): gap junction channel activity
Source: RefSeq, a predicted model, not a curated record